Messenger RNA from Aspergillus wentii DTO 134E9, 1533 nucleotides. RefSeq names its product sugar porter family MFS transporter. The transcript has a single exon. Gene Ontology annotation, molecular function: carbohydrate:proton symporter activity. The record is from RefSeq and is a predicted model, not a curated record. Gene Ontology annotation, biological process: carbohydrate transport; transmembrane transport. Gene Ontology annotation, cellular component: membrane. NCBI's taxonomy places the organism in Eukaryota, Fungi, Ascomycota, Eurotiomycetes, Eurotiales, Aspergillaceae. Bases 1 to 1533 code for a protein of 510 amino acids.
AUGGCUAUCCAAGGUAAAGGCCUCACGGUCGGCAUCACCGUUGCCUGUGGUGCGGGAUUUUUCCUUUUUGGCUACGAUCAAGGCGUGUUUGGAGGCAUCCUGACCAACCAGAACUUCCUGGAUACCUUUGGCUAUCCUGAUUCUACCAUUCAGGGCCAGAUCACAUCGACAUAUUACUUAGGAGCCAUAUUUGGCGCUGUCUUCUCUCGCUUUAUCGGAGAUCGCAUCGGACGUCGCAGAGCCAUCAUGCUGGGCUGUACGUUGUUGACCGUUGGGGGCGCUCUUCAGGCCAGCGCCAGCACUCUUGUACAUAUGAUCAUCGGACGCAUUGUCGGGGGUCUAGGAACAGGGCUGAACACGACAGCCAUUCCCAUGUGGCAGGUCGAGACGUGCAAGCAGAAACAUCGCGGCCGGCUGGUCAUCAUGGAGCUGGUGCUGAAUAUCUCGGGUAUAGCGCUCACCAAUUGGAUCAAUUAUGGCUUCACCUUCUUGCCGGCCGACAGAUCGGUCUCAUGGCGCUUCCCUCUGGCGUUUCAGUCUGUUUGCUCCAUAGUCACUUUCAGCCUGACUAUCAUCAUGCCCGAGUCGCCCCGUUGGCUGGUCCUGCGUGGUCGUCGCGAAGAGGCACAGCAAAUCCUCGCUCGCCUGAUGUCCAGCGACGACCCAGACGAUCCAGCCGUAUUGGACGCGUUAAAUAUACUCACGACUACCGUCACUCACGAGCUGGAGACCGGUCCAGCUGCCUGGAGAGAUCUCCUCUCGAACGACCGUACUCAGACCAUCCGGCGCAUCUCUCUCGGCGCUGGCCUCGCGUUCAUGCAACAAGCCUGCGGGGUCAACAUCAUCGCCAAUUAUCUCCCGGUCGUGCUGACUCGCUCUGUUGGCCUGUCAGAUCGUCUAUCCUUAAUCCUCUCUGCCGUCUACUCACACGCUCUCACUCUCUGGGCAACCGCAUCAAUGCUCGCCAUCGACUCGAUCGGUCGCAAGCCUCUACUCCUCCUCGGGGCCAUCGGCCAAGGCAUCGCCUUCUUCAUGGUCGCCGUCGGCAUCCGCAUAGGCACAUACGACAUGUCCAUCUUCACCGUCGUCUUUAUCUUCGUGUACAACCUCUUCUUCGGCAUCUCCUUCCUCUCCAUCCCCUGGCUGUAUCCCGCUGAGAUCAACUCCCAAGCCACCCGCAACCUUGGUACGUCCAUCUCCACAGCAACGAACUGGAUAUUCGUGUACGUCGUUGUUCUCGUCUCGCCGAUCGGUAUCGAUAACCUUGGUUGGAAGUUCUAUCUCAUCUUUGGCUGUUUCAAUAUUGCGUUUCUGCCAUUUCUGCAGCUGUUCUACGUCGAGACUGCUAAGCUUUCGCUGGAACAGAUCGAUAGGUUGUUUGAGAUUGAUUUUGAAAGUGGGAAUGCGAUGGGUCUUGGGAAAGCGAGGAAGCAGGUUCUGCUUGAGGCAGAGGUGGCAGGUGAGAAUGGGGAUGGGUUGGUGUCCAACGCGCUGGGGUUGAAGGGACAGUCGCUUCACUUGGAGGAGAUAUGA